GAGGUGGGCCGGGGGAGCGAUGAAGAGAAAGGCGGGGAGGCAAGGGCGGGCUGGGCGUAUUCGACUAGCGCCGCGGCGGUUGGCGUAGCGGACGGGGUGCAGCCUCCCCGGUGCGAGGAACGGUCUCCGCUGACAGAUCCCCUUCUUCCGGCCGCGCCACUCGGGAGGCGGAUCCCCUGGGCCUGAGGAGGCUUCCCCCGCCCGGCUUGCUUUCCCUCCCUCGCAGGCGCUGCCGCGAGUCCACCGAGCGGCCUCUGAGGAGCAGCCGCAGGAGGAGGAGGAGGUCGUCGGGGGCGGCGGGCGAAGACCGCGCUCUCGCUUCCCCGGCGGCGGCGGGGGCAGGACAAUGGAGGUGGCGGUGGAGAAGGCGGCGGCGGCGGCGGCAGCGGCCUCGGCAGCGGCCUCCGGGGGGCCCUCGGCGGCGCCGAGCGGGGAGAACGAGGCCGAGAGUCGGCAGGGCCCGGACUCGGAGCGCGGCGGCGAGGCGGCCCGGCUCAACCUGUUGGACACUUGCGCCGUGUGCCACCAGAACAUCCAGAGCCGGGCGCCCAAGCUGCUGCCCUGCCUGCACUCCUUCUGCCAGCGCUGCCUACCCGCGCCCCAGCGCUACCUCAUGCUGCCCGCGCCCAUGCUGGGCUCCGCCGAGACCCCGCCGCCCGUCCCUGCCCCCGGCUCGCCGGUCAGCGGCUCUUCGCCGUUCGCCACCCAAGUUGGAGUCAUUCGAUGCCCAGUUUGCAGCCAAGAAUGUGCAGAGAGACACAUCAUAGAUAACUUUUUUGUGAAGGACACUACUGAGGUUCCCAGCAGUACAGUAGAAAAGUCAAAUCAGGUGUGUACAAGCUGUGAGGACAACGCAGAAGCUAAUGGGUUUUGUGUAGAGUGUGUUGAAUGGCUAUGCAAGACGUGUAUCAGAGCUCAUCAGAGGGUAAAGUUCACAAAAGACCAUACUGUCAGACAGAAAGAGGAAGUAUCUCCAGAGGCAGUUGGUGUCACCAGCCAGCGACCGGUGUUUUGUCCUUUUCAUAAAAAGGAGCAGUUGAAGCUGUACUGUGAGACAUGUGACAAACUGACAUGUCGAGACUGUCAGUUAUUAGAGCAUAAAGAGCAUAGAUAUCAAUUUAUAGAAGAAGCUUUUCAGAAUCAGAAAGUGAUCAUAGAUACACUAAUCACCAAACUGAUGGAAAAAACAAAAUACAUAAAAUUCACAGGAAAUCAGAUCCAAAACAGAAUUAUUGAAGUAAAUCAAAAUCAAAAGCAGGUGGAACAGGAUAUUAAAGUUGCUAUAUUUACAUUGAUGGUAGAAAUAAAUAAAAAAGGAAAAGCUCUACUGCAUCAGUUAGAGAGCCUUGCAAAGGACCAUCGCAUGAAACUUAUGCAACAACAACAGGAAGUGGCUGGACUUUCUAAACAAUUGGAACAUGUCAUGCAUUUUUCUAAAUGGGCAGUUUCCAGUGGCAGCAGCACAGCAUUACUUUAUAGCAAACGACUGAUUACAUACCGGUUACGGCACCUCCUUCGUGCAAGGUGUGAUGCAUCCCCAGUGACCAACAACACCAUCCAAUUUCACUGUGAUCCUAGUUUCUGGGCUCAAAAUAUUAUCAACUUAGGUUCUUUAGUAAUUGAGGAUAAAGAGAGCCAGCCACAAAUGCCUAAGCAGAAUCCUGUCGUGGAACAGAAUUCACAGCCACCAAGUGGUUUAUCAUCAAACCAGUUAUCCAAGUUCCCAACACAGAUCAGCCUAGCUCAAUUACGGCUCCAGCAUAUGCAGCAACAGCAAUCCCCUCCACGUUUGAUAAACUUUCAGAAUCACAGCCCCAAACCCAAUGGACCGGUUCUUCCUCCUCAUCCUCAACAACUGAGGUAUCCACCAAACCAGAAUAUACCACGACAAGCAAUAAAGCCCAAUCCCCUACAGAUGGCUUUCUUGGCUCAACAAGCCAUAAAACAGUGGCAGAUCAGCAGUGGACAGGGAACCCCAUCAACUACCAACAGCACAUCGUCUACUCCUUCCAGUCCCACGAUUACUAGUGCAGCAGGAUACGAUGGAAAGGCUUUUGGUUCACCUAUGAUCGAUUUGAGCUCACCAGUGGGGGGGUCUUAUAAUCUUCCCUCUCUUCCAGAUAUUGACUGUUCGAGUACUAUUAUGCUGGACAAUAUUGUGAGGAAAGAUACUAAUAUAGAUCAUGGCCAGCCAAGACCACCCUCAAACAGAACGGUCCAGUCACCAAAUUCAUCAGUGCCAUCUCCAGGCCUUGCAGGACCUGUUACUAUGACUAGUGUACACCCCCCAAUACGUUCACCUAGUGCCUCCAGCGUUGGAAGCCGAGGAAGCUCUGGCUCUUCCAGCAAACCAGCAGGAGCUGACUCUACACACAAAGUCCCAGUGGUCAUGUUGGAGCCAAUUCGAAUAAAACAAGAAAACAGUGGACCACCAGAAAAUUAUGAUUUCCCUGUUGUUAUAGUGAAGCAAGAGUCAGAUGAAGAAUCUAGGCCUCAAAAUGCCAAUUAUCCAAGAAGCAUACUCACCUCCCUGCUCUUAAAUAGCAGUCAGAGCUCUACUUCUGAGGAGACUGUGCUAAGAUCAGAUGCCCCUGAUAGUACAGGAGAUCAACCUGGACUUCACCAGGAGAAUUCCUCAAAUGGAAAGUCUGAGUGGCUGGAUCCUUCCCAGAAGUCACCCCUUCAUGUUGGAGAGACAAGGAAAGAGGAUGACCCCAAUGAGGACUGGUGUGCAGUUUGUCAAAACGGAGGGGAACUCCUCUGCUGUGAAAAGUGCCCCAAAGUAUUCCAUCUUUCUUGUCAUGUGCCCACAUUGACAAAUUUUCCAAGUGGAGAGUGGAUUUGUACUUUCUGCCGAGACUUAUCUAAACCAGAAGUUGAAUAUGAUUGUGAUGCUCCCAGUCACAACUCAGAAAAAAAGAAAACUGAAGGCCUUGUUAAAUUAACACCUAUAGAUAAAAGGAAGUGUGAACGCCUACUUUUAUUUCUUUACUGCCACGAAAUGAGCCUGGCUUUUCAAGACCCUGUUCCUCUAACUGUGCCUGAUUAUUACAAAAUAAUUAAAAAUCCAAUGGAUUUGUCAACCAUCAAGAAAAGACUACAAGAAGAUUAUUCCAUGUACUCAAAACCUGAAGAUUUUGUAGCUGAUUUUAGAUUGAUCUUUCAAAACUGUGCUGAAUUCAAUGAGCCUGAUUCAGAAGUAGCCAAUGCUGGUAUAAAACUUGAAAAUUAUUUUGAAGAACUUCUAAAGAACCUCUAUCCAGAAAAAAGGUUUCCCAAACCAGAAUUCAGGAAUGAAUCCGAAGAUAAUAAAUUUAGUGAUGAUUCAGAUGAUGACUUUGUACAGCCCCGGAAGAAACGCCUCAAAAGCAUUGAAGAACGCCAGUUGCUUAAAUAAUAUGCAGCACCACUAGCUUGUGCUGGUUUUUAGAUUCUUUUGUUUUCAAAAAAACAUUUGUAAUUUAACAUCACUACAAAGAAGAGUUUGUGACUACUCUGAUCUCUGUUUUGGACGUUUACUAGACUUUGAUUUCCUUGAUAGCCCAUUUCUGUUAACCUCUUAUCACUAAGAAAGAAGGAGAUGAAUGGAAGAAAGAAAAAGGAGGAUAGAAAAAGGAUAGAAGAUAGAAGCAUUGAAAACAAAGACAUUGUUCCCCCUUCUUGGAUUUUUAAACCACAAUCUGGAGCGAUAGCUGCUGUAGAAAGGAAAUAGACUUUGUAUGAACUCUUCAGUUGAAAAGUAUAUGUGGUUUGGAUGUGUGCGUUAAUUCAGUUUUAGAAAUGAAUACCACUACCCAUGAAUUAUAUGGCCUGACAAUAUGAGUUAGGUGUACUGUACUAAAGAACAGUACUCCACAAACAUGGGUGGUAACAAGAGGUUCCAUCCCAGGAGGCCAAACGGUGCAACAGAAGGGUAGGUUAGAUGCUAUUAAGAAGGCACCUAAUAGUACAUCAUGUAAGAUGGCAACUGUAUUAAAGAAAAAUCCAGAAAACAAAUGUUUGAUUUUUGUUUUUUGUUUUUAUCUUGUCUGUAGAGGUGUUUGGUAUAGCAGGUUUUCAAGGCCACUUUUUAUACAUUUCUAGAUCUAGAUUUUCAACUUCUUCCACUGAAGGAAGUAUAUACAUUUGGUUUUGCUGUGUGUCUAUGUGAGGUUUAACUGUACAGGUGAUCCUUUUACAACAAACCUCAUUGUUUGCAGUAUAGCUGUUAGUGGAACUAUCCAAAAUAUAAAUACAGCAGCGUGCACUGUAUUUGAUGUGAGGUUUCUUCAUCUACUGGGCAUUAAAUAUAAGUUCCUCUGAAAGGGACUCGUUUUUGUGGUUUUCAUCUGUCUGUAAUUUGGAAUGAAAAUCUGUUGUGGGAUUUUGGGAGCAGGCAGUUGGGGGGAAUUAAUAGUGAUUUUUUUUCCUGAAGCAGCUAAUGGUUUUCUUUCGAGAGUCAGAACAUCACAUUUAAUCUUUGAUCUGACUACUGAUUUUAUUCUCCUGAUAGAGAUACAAAAGACCUAUCUUCUGAGGACAAGCAUAUUCUUAAUGUGCCAGACCUACCCGGUUCAACUGAUCUAGAUAGAAGAAAAUUGCUGUGCCAUACACUAAUCCAGCAUUUGACACAAUACCUAAAUGGUUUGCCGAAGUUAAUCUUUAUUUAUAAAACAUUAACUGGAGUAAAUUUUUCUCCUUAGGAUGAUAGAAUAAAAAGAGCUGACUUUAAAGAAGGCUAUUUGCAUUAUAUCACCUCCCAUAAAUUUAACAUAGAAGACUUGGUUUUAUCUACAUGGCUUUACUUCUUAAAAUGGAAAAUACCCUGUGGCUAAUCCAUUGGGUUUUCAGGUAUUGCUAAAGAUACAAUAUAGGGAGAAAAUAACUUGUUAGCAACAGCUUCCCGUUGUUUAUAUAUAGGUCUUGUUCAUAAUAUGUCAAUUACGUAUUGUUAAAAAGUCCUAAUCGCUUUUCCAAAUAUGUGUUACAUGGUAAUGUUUGUCAUUGUUGUUUUAAAGUUGCAUUUGACAUUUGUUCUCCAAAGUGUUUGAACAGAUUUUGAUAACAGUGCACACACCUUUUGUCUUUUUUUGCUCCAGCAUUUUAUUUUUAGCACAGCAGCUGUGGAGCUUUUGCUAAUUAUUUUAUUGUUGGUAUCUUAGAAUACUGUUCGUCUGACAGUUUAUUCUUCCAUACUUGUCUCCCAAGUUAAAACAGAGCAACACAGUUAAAUUAUUUUGAGAAUCAUUACAAAAAGGAGUUAGAACUUGCCAGAGCAAAACUGUAAUUUCCUAAAUGUGACUAAUGAACCGCCAACUGUCACUAUUACAUUCAGUGCCGUAUUUAUCUUUCAAAACAGUAUUUGUUUCACCCUAACCAUCUUUGGCUGAAUGAAAGGCAGUUGAGAACCAUCUUUUCGUCAUACAUAAUAUAUUAAAAUAUAAUUAUAUUUAAAGUAAAGGUCUUGGGGCGGGGCACAGUGGCUCACGCUUGUAAUCCCACCAGCACUUUGGGAGGCCAAGGUGGGCGGAUCACAAAGUCAAAGAGUUCGAGAUCAGCCUGGCCAACAUGGUGAAACCCCCGCUCUACAAAAAAUACAAACAUUAGCCGGGGAUGGUGGCAUGCACCUGUAAUCCAAACUACUCAAGAGGCUGAGACAGGAGAAUCAUUUGAACCCAGGAGGAGAAGUUGCAGUGAGCCAAGAUCUCACCAUUGCACUCCAACCUAAGUGACAGAGACUCAGUCUCAAAAACAAAAAGUAAAGGUCUUGGGUUUCUCUCUGUAAAUAGCUCUUAUGUAAUAGUCUUUAGAUUAAUAUCCUUUGACUUUAUUAAUAAGUACCUGUGUGCCCAGGUGGAUCUCAGCUAAGUCAUCCUUAAAUUCUAUUCAAAUAGAAAUAAACUAUAAAAUGAGCCUAACUAUAACCCACACUCAUUUAUCAAGCAUUCCCCCAAAAGUUCAGUGCGAUUCAGGUACUCUUGACCUAAACUUGUACACUCCAGUGUACAUCUUUGAUAAACUCUGGAAGAUUUCCCUCUGGAUUUGUGAUCAGGAGCCCAGUGGGCCCCCAUUGCUGAAUGUUCACCACACCUUUGGCUAGGGCUUAUGGAUGAGCAGACUACGUGGAAGCUAGGAUUUACUCAGUUCCACCUCACUGACAGCUUCUCUAGGGGCCAAGCAACUGACUUUUCUGCGUAAGGAAGCCCAAGUACUUGACCAGUGACAUAUAUGGCCAUGGCAAAAGUAUAACUGGAUGGACAUAGACCAUAUUGAAUGCAGAAUACAUUUUAGAUCAGUAUCUGGCAUUGCAAUCAUUUUGCCUUUUGAAUUAACAUGCCCUGCUUGUUUUUUCUGAAUGGAAGGGUAGGAAAGUAGAAGGUACUAAAAAGGAAAUGUAGUUUUAGUUUCUUUUCUAAGCUAAAGAACUGGCUUUACUACUACUAUAUUUUACUACCACACAGUAGUAUAGAUGUAGUAUAACUUGGUUAGGAAUGCUUUCCCGAAGGUUACCUCCAUAGUCAAAAGGGUGAGUAUACAGCUGAUUGUUCCAUUUAUGAAACUGCAUUUCAAUAUCCUAUGCUGUUACUGUGCUUAGACACUUAGUUACAUUUGAGUUCCAAGGAGAGAGAGUGAGAAGAGGAACUCCUCCUCUUGCUGAGCUCCGGUCUAAAUUAACGUGAAUCCCAAAAGUAAAUUGCUGCAUAUGAAUAAAAGGUUUUAGGUUUAAAUUGAAGAUAUAUUCAUUUUAAGGUUUAUAUGUAUUGGUUGUGAAUGAGAGAAAUUGAGUGAUCUGAUUGGCCAUUAAAAUUACCGUAAACGGGCCAGGCGCAGUGGCUCAUGCCUGUAAUCCCAGCAGUUUGGGAGACCGAGGUGGGUAGAUCACCAGAGGUCAGGAGUUCAAGACCAGCCUGACCAAUAUGGUGAAACCCCAGCUCUACUAAAAAUACAAAAAUCACCCAGGUGUGGUGGCACAUGCCUGUAAUCCUAGCUGCUCAGGAGGCUGAGGCAGGAGAAUCAGCUUGAACCCAAGAGGCAGAGUUUGCAGUGAGCUGAGAUUGCACCAUUGAACUCCAGCAUGGGCAUCAGAGCAAGACUCUGUCACAAAAAAAAAAAAAAAAUUAUGGGGAAAGGCCGCGUGCGGUGGCUCAUGCCUGUAAUCCCAGCACUUUGGGAGGCCGAGGCUGGUGGAUCACCUGAAGUCAGGAGUUGAAGACCACCCUGGCCAACAUGGUGAAACCCCACCUCAACGAAUAUACAAGAAAAUUAGCUGGGUGUGGUGGUGGGUGCCUGUAAUCUCAGCUAUUUUGGGAGGCUCAGGCAGGAGAAUCACUUGAACCCAGGAGGUGGAGGUUGCUGUAAGCCAAGAUCACACCAUUGCACUCCAGCCUGGGCAACAAAAGCGAAACUCUGUCUCAAACAAAAAAAAGAAAAGAAAAAGAAAUUAUGGUGACCACGCGUUCAACCAUCUGAUUUCUUAUUGAAAUUGAGCUCCUUUUAAAUAACCAUUUAUAUAUUUUUUAAAGUAUUUUAUAGCCCUAUGUAAAUUAAUAGUUGAUGUCUUUUUAUAAAUGUUUAUUGCAUAUUCAUCUUGAAUGUGAAUUUACUGUUGUGAUUCACAUACUGGUGUUAUGUUUCUGAGUGAGAAUAAUGCUUGCCAAUCAGAUCACAGAUUUUUCUCCAUGAAGGUUUUACUUAUUGAGACGGACAUCUAAGGUAGUAGUCUUCAUUUUUAAUUUUUGGGGGCAGAUUGGUGCUUUGGUUUUAAUAAAAAUUAACUUUGAUGGAUUUUUACUGUCAAUAUAUUUUACCACAAGGAUCUUUUAAUGGAAAAAUUACUGAAUAUUACUUCAGCAGAGUUCUAACUUCUUUGAGUCUCUGUUACUACUCCUGUUGUUCCCCUAGCUGUAACACUGAUACAUAUAGGGGCAAGCUACUAGUCCAUAAAUAGCUGUAAUAGGAAAACAGUUUUUUAAAAUUCUAACACGUGUAUUUCACCGGCCUUAAAAGAUUUUUUAAAAAUUGACCGGAAGGAAAGCGGGUGGUAAAUAUCUUGGAUUAUUCUGCCUCAUACCAGCCACUCCCAAACUAGAACCAAAGAUGCCAUGAAAACUUCUACUUGUCUGGAAGUUAUUUGGGGAAGGAGGGAAAGACACAGAGUGGGGACUUUUGGAAGUCAUUUAAAAAAUUUAGCUAUGUUAAUUCCACUUGUAAAGUUUGAAAGGUUUUGAUUCUCAUAAUUUCUGAGAAUUACUAUGUUUUAAAUUUACUGUUGGAUAUUUAACAGAUCUUUCAUGGGGCCAACCUAUUUGCUUCCUUAAUUUUCAAAUUAAGUCCUAAUUUGAGUCCUAAAAAAAUCUUUCCUUGUUAGUUGCAAGUUAAACAUUUAAUAAAAUUAUUUUCCCAUGUUU
Piliocolobus tephrosceles (Ugandan red Colobus) is the source of this 8387-nucleotide messenger RNA. It is a transcript of the gene TRIM24, whose product is annotated as tripartite motif containing 24. The coding region runs from base 347 to 3397 and encodes 1016 amino acids. The record is from RefSeq and is a predicted model, not a curated record. The transcript is spliced from 19 exons. Lineage: Eukaryota; Metazoa; Chordata; Mammalia; Primates; Cercopithecidae. Gene Ontology annotation, cellular component: chromatin. Gene Ontology annotation, molecular function: protein binding; zinc ion binding.